GCAAACACGUCAGGAAAUUACUGUUACUAUGAUUUAUGCUAUAUGGAUAAAUUUUGUUAGUACAAUUGCAAGCUUAUCAGUUGAAAUUCGUAAAUUCGCGGUUGGACGUAAAAAAACGUUGAUAUUAGCUGUAGCCGUUAUGUUAUUUUUUAUAUUAUUAAGGUCAACGAGUGACAUUGAUGAAGUCAGUAUCAUAAAUGAUAAUGAAACGAGACAAUAUGAUGAUAUUUAUGAUUUACUCAUGUCCAAAAUUGGGUCUAUAUUGGGUCCUAAUCAUGGUCCAAGAACAAUUCCACACAUGUUAGAUGUACAUAUGAACCUUGAACAAUCAAUACAAAAAGUAGAUGAGAUGUUGCGAAAAACUGUGCCACCAAUUGUUGAACGAGUUCUUCGCGAAAAGUAUGGUUCGAUUAUUCUUCCCGACAAAGAGCAACUUAAUGAAUGGGUGAUGUCGGCUGCCCAUAGCUUAGUUCAAGAAUAUGUUAAAACAGAUAUUCGUAAUAUGCCAGAUUUCGCACUUUCAUCAGGCGGUGCUCGUAUAAUUCACAGUCUAACUUCUAGACCAUAUUCCGAAAUGCCAAACACAAAAUUUCAUAAAAUGUUCUCUCUAUUACUUUAUAAUGGAUAUGUGCAUGGACAUAAAGCACAUGUUGCUAUCGAUGGAAACAAUCAGAUUGGGAAUUGUUUCGCAUUUGCAGGAAUUCGAGGUCAACUUGCAAUUCAAUUGAGUAGAACAAUAUAUAUUACCACUGUCUCUUACCAACAUUUAGAUCGAAAUUUAGCAUUAGAUGAUACUAAUAUUUUAAGUUCACCCGCCAGAUUUGCCGUGCUAGGAAUUCCUGAUGAAAAAUAUUUAUCAAAUACAACGUCAAAGGCCUUAGAAGUAUCGCAAGGAUUCGUACGACUUGGUGAAUUCAUUUAUGAUCUGGAAGGUCCACCUGUACAGAUAUUUCAGGUUGAGCAUAAAAAUGGGAGUGAACGAAUACCCAUAAAAAGUGUGAUAUUUAAGGUCAAUAGUAAUUGGGGGCAUGAUAGGUACACGUGUUUGUAUCAAUUUAGAGUUCAUGGAAGGAAUGUAAAAAAUAUGUUGGGACAACAUCAAAAACUUCCAUAUUCAAAAACAUUUGAGAGUACACCUGUCGGUACAUAG
This is a messenger RNA of Scutellospora calospora, 1150 nucleotides long. NCBI's taxonomy places the organism in Eukaryota, Fungi, Glomeromycota, Glomeromycetes, Diversisporales, Gigasporaceae. The record is from the annotation of a GenBank genome assembly.